AUGGUUUCAACGCCACCCAUGAAGAACUUGAAGCCUCGGAUUGGCUCGAAGUUGCGCUACUCUUCGACCACUGAGGACGUCCCUCAGGCUGCAACGACCCCGGAAUUUGAGUCCAAAGUAAGAAAUAUUCUCAAACCUCCAUCAUCACAAUCCACGGAAGAAAAGAUUCAAGGUUUGCCCAACAUGAGGACUGCAUCAAGAAAAGAUGAGCUACGACAAGCUGUUCUGGAAAACGAAGACCGUCUGACGGUUGUGAGGUUCCAUGCUCCUUACUGUGCUCAAUGCAAACGCAUCGAGCCAAUGCUACGUAGCUUCGCAAGAAGAAAUCCCGAUAUCCAGUUCAUUGAUGUGGCUUACACACAAGACAGGGCCACUCGUCAGUUGGUGCAUUCACUAGGUGUUCCGUCUUUUCCAUAUUGCCAUGUGUACCACCCUGCCUCGCUAGGUCUGGUGGAAGAACACAGCAUGAACGGAAAGUUCUUUCAAGACCUUACCAAGGUCAUCGAGUCCUAUCAAGAUGGUGGGUGUGAUUUGCCGCCCAAUCCCAAUGACGAUGGUGUCUAUGGAUCACCGUACAAGUCUCUGAUUGCAGAGAAGGACAACAAGAACAGCAAGACCAACUAA
Molecule: messenger RNA, 624 nt
Organism: Seminavis robusta
Lineage: Eukaryota; Bacillariophyta; Bacillariophyceae; Naviculales; Naviculaceae
Source: the annotation of a GenBank genome assembly